Messenger RNA from Sphaerulina musiva SO2202, 1938 nucleotides. RefSeq names its product heat shock 70 kDa protein. Gene Ontology annotation, biological process: cellular response to unfolded protein; protein refolding; vesicle-mediated transport. Bases 1 to 1938 code for a protein of 645 amino acids. The transcript is spliced from 3 exons. Gene Ontology annotation, molecular function: heat shock protein binding; ATP-dependent protein folding chaperone; misfolded protein binding. Gene Ontology annotation, cellular component: nucleus; cytosol; plasma membrane. NCBI's taxonomy places the organism in Eukaryota, Fungi, Ascomycota, Dothideomycetes, Mycosphaerellales, Mycosphaerellaceae. The record is from RefSeq and is a predicted model, not a curated record.
AUGGCACCAGCAAUCGGUAUCGAUUUGGGUACCACGUACUCGUGCGUGGGUAUCUUCAGAGAUGACCGCAUUGAGAUCAUCGCCAACGACCAGGGUAACCGAACCACGCCCUCGUUCGUUGCCUUCACCGACACAGAGCGUCUCAUCGGAGACUCCGCCAAGAACCAAGUCGCAAUGAACCCAAUCAACACAGUCUUCGAUGCCAAGCGAUUAAUCGGACGCAAGUUCGCAGACCCAGAGGUGCAGGCCGACAUGAAGCACUUCCCCUUCAAGGUCAUCGACAAAGGAGGCAAGCCUGUUGUUCAGGUUGAGUUCAAGGGCGAAGAGAAGACAUUCACACCAGAGGAGAUCUCAUCCAUGAUCCUCACCAAGAUGCGUGAGACCGCAGAGUCCUACCUUGGUUGCACAGUCAACAACGCUGUCGUCACUGUUCCUGCAUACUUCAACGACUCGCAGCGACAGGCAACCAAGGAUGCUGGUCUCAUUGCUGGUCUGAACGUGCUUCGUAUCAUCAACGAGCCCACCGCCGCUGCCAUUGCCUAUGGUCUCGACAAGAAGACUGAAGGCGAGCGCAAUGUCCUCAUCUUUGACUUGGGUGGUGGUACUUUUGAUGUGUCCCUUCUUACCAUUGAGGAGGGAAUCUUCGAAGUCAAGUCCACCGCCGGUGACACUCACUUGGGUGGUGAGGACUUCGACAACCGUCUUGUAAAUCACCUGACUACGGAGUUCCGCAGAAAGAAAAAGGAUUUGACCACCAACGCACGGGCCCUCCGACGUCUCCGAACUGCUUGCGAGAGAGCCAAGCGCACGCUCUCCUCGUCUGCUCAGACCUCUGUUGAGAUCGAUUCGUUAUUCGAGGGUAUUGACUUCUACACCUCCAUCACUCGAGCCCGUUUCGAGGAACUAUGCCAAGAUCUCUUCAGAUCGACCAUGGAGCCUGUUGAGCGCACUCUCAGAGAUGCAAAGAUCGACAAGUCUUCUGUGCACGAGAUCGUCCUUGUUGGUGGUUCCACCCGUAUCCCGAAGAUCCAGAAGAUGGUUUCCGAUUUCUUCAACGGCAAGGAGCCAAACCGCUCCAUCAACCCAGAUGAGGCCGUUGCCUACGGUGCAGCCGUCCAAGCCGCCAUCCUCUCUGGCGACACUUCCAGCAAGUCUACCAACGAGAUUCUUCUGCUCGAUGUCGCUCCGCUGUCCCUUGGUAUCGAGACUGCCGGUGGUGUCAUGACUCCUCUCAUCAAGCGCAACACUACCAUUCCAACCAAGAAGUCUGAGGUCUUCUCUACCUUUGCCGACAACCAGCCUGGUGUUUUGAUCCAGGUAUUCGAAGGGGAGCGUGCGCGUACGAAGGACAAUAACCUGCUUGGCAAAUUCGAGCUGACCGGUAUUCCACCCGCACCCCGUGGUGUUCCACAAAUUGAGGUCACAUUCGACAUUGAUGCCAACGGUAUUAUGAAUGUUUCCGCUCUCGAGAAGGGCACUGGCAAGACCAACAAGAUUGUCAUCACCAACGACAAGGGCCGCUUGUCCAAGGAGGAGAUUGAGCGCAUGUUGGCUGAGGCCGAGAAGUACAAGGAUGAAGACGAAGCCGAAGCCGCCCGCAUUCAGGCCAAGAAUGCUCUCGAGUCGUACGCAUACUCCCUCCGCACCACCCUCAGCGACCCAAAGACCGAAGAGAAGCUUGAGGCAUCCGACAAGGAGACCCUCAAGGCCAAGAUUGACGAGACUGUGGCCUGGUUGGACGACAGCCAGUCCGCGACCAAGGACGAGUAUGAGAGCCAACAGAAGGAGCUUGAGGGUGUAGCCAACCCAAUCAUGAUGAAGUUGUACGGUGCUGGAGGCGAAGGUGGCAUGCCAGGUAUGCCAGGUGGAGGUAUGCCAGGUGGUGCCGGUCCAUCUGCUGGUGGAGAUGACGGCCCAACCGUCGAGGAGGUUGACUAA